Messenger RNA from Rubroshorea leprosula, 983 nucleotides. The record is from the annotation of a GenBank genome assembly. NCBI's taxonomy places the organism in Eukaryota, Viridiplantae, Streptophyta, Magnoliopsida, Malvales, Dipterocarpaceae.
CAUCAAGCAACAUCAAACAGAGUGCAAAUUAGAGCUUCCUUACCUUGCUUUCGGCUGCCAUGGCGUCACUGCAAUGUUAUGAAUCCUCCAAGAAGUACACCAGUGAAGGUUACAAUGGUGGCUCAAUGGGGCAGAAAGUGCCUGGAAAGGGUAAUUGGGCUUUCAAGGCCGACAAACAUGAGAGUUCGUACCAAAUGGGCUUUGCAAAUGAAAUGGGCCGAACCAAUGGUUAUGGUUCCGGCCUGACCCAUGGGAGCCACAUGAACAAUGGCAUGGGUGGACUCCAACACUGUGGGGGUGGCAAACUCAGGGUCCAUGGAACAGCCCAAGCCCAUGAUUUCGGCUAUGGUCCAACCCACCGUUUCGGCGACGAAAUGGGCCAAGUCCAGUUUUAUGGACCAGGCCCAAUCCAAGGUAAUCAUUUUAACAAUGGGGUCGGCCCAAUCCAGGGUUAUGGCCCUGGGAAACCCACGGGCUAUAAAGUAACCGAAACGAAGACCCAUGAGUUUACCAAAAUUGAGACUCAUUCCUCAAACUCAAACCAGGGUAAUUGCUAUGGCGGAACCCAUGGCUCUGGCUUCGGCCGCCAUGGUCCGCGUCACAACAAGGGCGACCAUCCAAGGAGGGGGAUAUUAAGGAGGAUCAAGGAUGGAAUCUCCGGGCACAAUAGCUGCAGUGACAGUGACAGUGACAGCGACAGUGAGUGCGAGAUGUACGAGAAAAAGAAAGUAUGGGUUAGCAAGGGACUGUGAGAAAGAUAAUGAUAUUUUGAAGCAUCUAUAUAUGGAGGAGAUGCCAAACAAAUAAAGUUUAAUAUGGAGUACUAAAUAAGAUGGAGUAGCGGAUGAAUAAUGUUAUAUAUAGUAUGCAAUGGCUAUCAUUAUUGCUCUUUCUUUGUAUGGAUGGGUUUCCUCUGAACCAAUGGGUAAAGAGAUGUAUUUGUGUGCCUGAAAUAAUUUGAGGAACAAAAUUUAAUGACUACC